AUGCCAUCAUCCCGCCCUGCCGCCAGUGCACGAGCCGCCUCGCUUGCCUCCUCCUUUCACCGCGCAGCUCAGACCAUCCUUCCUCGUCGCGGCCGUUCCCGUCGCAAUGAGUCCCCCCGCGAAAGAAACGCACCCCACCCCGCCCAAAAACAACCGAAAACCCUGCCCUCUCCGAGUUUGGGUCGCCUUGUGACAAAUGUCGUCAAGGUCUGCGGCGAACUUGGAUCAGACGGCCUCGGCGUUCGUCGCUCCUCCUCCGCCCUGCAUCCUUCCGCCUUUUCCCCGUUCUUACUCCUCGACCAUUGUGGGCCCCAACGCGUCCCUAGGCCGGGUGAUAUUAGAAGUGAGGAGCCCCGAUGUGGGCAACAAGCCCUUACCUUCGUCACUAGUGGCAAGCUUCACUACGCCGAUUCGUGUGGUAAUGAGGCCGUGCUCAAGAAGGGGAGUGUCAGCCUCUUGACCGCGGGAUCUGGCCUCAUUGUUUCGCAUUCCGUUCAUGGGCCGAUAAUCGAGUACUUUUCAAUAUGGAUCAACAUUCCCAAGGAGAUGAGGGCCGCCCCGCCCGAGCAACGGAUGACGGAAAACCCGCCAUUCCUUGUCACGGGACAAGGCGAGUCCGCCGCAAGGAUAUGUGUUCUUGCAGGGCCCACAAAUCGUGAUGUCAAGGCCUCAGUUGACCACGACAUCAAGAGGGAACGCUCCUCCGUAGAGCUGGAGACUGCUGCUGGGAGCGCCGCUGUGUACGACGUAAAAAUGCAGCGCAAGUCGCAGCUCGUGCUCAACCCCAACACCAGCCGCGUUUUCAUCUACGUGUACCGUGGAGCCGCGCUCAUCUCGAAAACAACAGAGGUGAAGGAAGGAGACCUUGCGGUACUGGAGUCGAAUCGCGACCGCCCCGUCGUCAUUGACAGCGUUGGUGUGCGACGGGAAACGGUUCCGAAGCCCGACCAUGAUUUUUCCGACUUUGACACGUUUGAAGAGCAUGCCUGCUGGUGCCUCGUACUCGCCGGCGAUCCUGUAUCAGAGCCCGUCUCGAUGAUGUCGUCUGGUAUUGUUGGUGGUACACCGCAGGAGAUUCGGAAGGCAUUCCAGGAGUAUACUUGUGGAAGUAUGGGGUCCGGGAGCCCGACGUUUUCGAAACGUAAGUUUAGUGCGUAUGACUCUGAUUGUGAAGGUGAUUAUGAUGCGUGCCCAAGUAGCGGUAGCAGUGAACUGAGUACGGAUGAGAGCGAGUCCUCCAUAGCAGGGCUGAAUAAGCUGCGUAUUUAGCAGGAUCAUGACAAACGAGUAUCCGCGUCGGGUGAAUGAGGGGUUGUGCAAAUCGGUGAUGCGAAUUGCUUAAAUGCUCAUGUGUAGGCGUUUUGCGUUCGGGAAGAGGGCACACACAUUUAAAGCUUGACCAUGUACAAUGAUGGAAUGAAACAGAUUGUAUUUACUUAGUAUCGCAUGGGCGUUAGGGGUUGCAAUGUUCAUCAAGAACACAAGAUUUUAAAGCAGAUUACAAAGCUGGAA
This is a messenger RNA of Chondrus crispus (carragheen), 1512 nucleotides long. RefSeq lists its product as hypothetical. The record is from RefSeq and is a predicted model, not a curated record. The coding region runs from base 1 to 1269 and encodes 422 amino acids. The transcript has 2 exons. Lineage: Eukaryota; Rhodophyta; Florideophyceae; Gigartinales; Gigartinaceae.